Molecule: messenger RNA, 804 nt
Organism: Fibroporia radiculosa
Lineage: Eukaryota; Fungi; Basidiomycota; Agaricomycetes; Polyporales; Fibroporiaceae
Exons: 4
Coding region: 1-804 (267 amino acids)
Biological process (GO): protein phosphorylation
Molecular function (GO): ATP binding; protein kinase activity
Source: RefSeq, a predicted model, not a curated record
AUGGCGAUAUUACAAUUUCUUCACGAGGCUGGCUGGGUGCACCGCAAUCUCAGCACCAGCAACAUAUUCGUCUCAAACGGUCAGGUUAAACUGGCUGACUUCGAGUAUGCGAAGCGGUUAGAUGAUCAGGCUGAUGCUCAUGAGAUUCGAACUGGUACUGCUAACUUCAUAUCCGUUGAAGUGGAUCGGCAAGAAUAUUUCUUCGCGUCCACUAGUGGCAUUUCCACGAUGGAGUUGGCCGCAAGGCUCCAAGCAGAAGAUAAUGCUUUACAGACACUACAGCAAGAGCUUCUUCAAUCAGAUGUUGUAUUCCGUUACAAUCCCAUGCACGAUUUUGAAUCGCUAUGGUGGAUCUCAGUUCACAUUCUGUUCAACAAGAGGGUUGAUACGGUCAACGGAAAGAUUCCUCCACUCCACAAUCAUCAGAAGCAGCAAUUGUGGGCAGCAAGCGUCUUUUAUGGAUUGGCUUCCCGACAAUCUGCCCUGAGUGCUGGUAAUACCAACUUCCGAUCUGCUAUCAAAACUCUAUGCCCGGACCUGCAUAGGUUUGGCAUAAUGGUCAACGCGCUUAGGGGUGAGCUUUUGAAGCGUUACAUGGACAUCGAAGCGGAUAUAUCGAACCUACAUCGUCAUACAACAGCAGGUGAAAUACCGCGACAAUUCAUCAUGGGCUUUGACUUCAACGUGUCUGCCGAAGCUGUAGUGUUACCUGCGCUUCCGGAAGGGCGGCCAGAAACAAUGAAAGGUGGACCGGCGGCAGCUUCCACACGAAUAUCCGAAACAUUUGGUUUCCCAUCCUCUUAG